AUGAAGUUGUCUCAAAUCGCUCUAGUUUCCAUCGCGGCCGCUCCCGUCGCUCUUGCUGCUCCUGCAGAAGCUACAGUGACCCAGCACGUCCAUUCCCAGGCCACUGCAGUCGUCAAGGGCAGUCUCUACACCGAGAACGGAUCGGUGCUCACUGCAUGGACUACAGAGCUGGACGAAGCAUCUUCUCCAGCCUCUAGUGCUGCGUCUUCGGUCGAGACACCAUCCGUUGCAUCUUCUGCUGCAUCUUCUGCUGCAUCGUCUGUUGCCCCAGUCCAAAACAACGUUGUAGUGUCGACCAUUGUCUACACCUCGAAGUUUGCCCCUGCGCCAACUUCCAACUACGUUGCAUCAUCUGCAUCCUCUUCUUCAGCAGCUGCUUCAUCCAGCGUGUAUGUGGCUACAUCGUCCUCUGAAACUGUGUCAUCAUCUACUAGCUCCUCGAGCUCUGCUGUAGCACCUGUUUCCGCUUCCAGUUCCGCUGCUGCUACUUCAGUGGCAGCCCAAAGCAUCGAUCCAGUCUCCACCAGUGCUACUCAGACCUCUUCCGCUUCUGUUACCACUUUGGCACCAUCCAGCUCUGUUGCACCAUCAACUUCUUCCUCUUCCGCUGCUGCUUCUUCUUCCUCUUCGUCAUCUGCUUCGUCUGGGUUCGCUUCAACCGUUUUGAACGUUCACAACGCAAAGAGAGCUUUGCACCAGGACACUUCCAGUCUAUCUUGGUCCGAUGAGCUAGCUACAUACGCGCAAAAUUACGCGGACAACUACGACUGCUCUGGCUCUUUGACCCAUUCAGGUGGGCCUUACGGUGAAAACUUAGCAUGCGGUUACUCUGCCGAAGGUUCUGUUGAGGCCUGGUACGAUGAGAUUAAAUCCUACGACUACUCCAACCCUGGCUUUUCCUCCGCUACUGGUCAUUUCACCCAGGUGGUCUGGAAAUCAACUAGCCAGGUUGGUUGCGGUAUCAAGCAAUGUGGUGGAAGCACUGGUGACUACGUUAUCUGCUCCUACAAAGCUGCAGGUAACUUCAUUGGUCAAUUUCCAGAAAACGUUGAGCCCACCAAGUAA
Molecule: messenger RNA, 1065 nt
Organism: Lachancea lanzarotensis
Lineage: Eukaryota; Fungi; Ascomycota; Saccharomycetes; Saccharomycetales; Saccharomycetaceae
Product: LALA0S10e04170g1_1
Exons: 1
Coding region: 1-1065 (354 amino acids)
Cellular component (GO): extracellular region
Source: RefSeq, a predicted model, not a curated record